ACGGCCGCUGAACUGGCGCAGCGAAGUGGCCAUCAUCUUGGAGGCCCUGGUGGCCAUUGGAAGCGUUCCGAUGUUUCCCAUGAUGCUCAUCUACCUCUUCUGGAAGGCUUGCCGCAGCAAGCCGGAGGAGAGAUGGCGAAGGUGGCGGCACUUCAUGGCGCUGUUGGCGGUGUAUCUCUUUUUGAUGUUCAUCCCUACGGUGCCAAGACCGUGGCUGAUGGGCAGUGCAUUCUUUCGAUGGUGGUUGGAAUACUUUUCCAUUGGCCUGGUUUACCAGGGUGCCCGGCCGCUACCUGACAGGCAGUACAUCUAUCUCUUCAUGCCCCACGGGCUCUAUCCUUUCUCUGGGGCCUGUGCCAGCAUCGCCUCCAUGCGCGACAUCUUUCCGCGCAUGCGUAUAGCGGCCGCCUGGGUGUCAUUUCGCAUCCCGGUGAUCCGACAGCUGAUGGGUUGGAUCAACACCAUCCCCGUGGAUCCCUCUUCGAUCCGAAAGGCGUUGAAGGGCGGGGAUUCCAUCGGUCUUUUCCCUGGUGGAGUAGCGGAGAUGGUGCGCACGGACAGCAACCAGGAGAAGCUUCUGCUGAGGUCCCGCAAAGGUUUCGUGCGGUUGGCCAUCGAACAUGGCGUGCCCAUCGUGCCCGUCUAUGUCUUUGGGCAGUCGGUGUUGUGGAGCCAGCUGCCGAUGCCGAGCUUGGUAGAGCGUUUGAGCCGCUGGCUGCAGGCGAGCAUCAUUUUGCCCUAUGGACGCUUUGGUCUUCUUGUGCCACAAAAGAAGUCCUUGCUAUAUGCCAUUGGUGCUCCCAUUGAGCCGGGUGACAAUAUCAACACCACCCACGAUGCAGUUAUCUCUGCCGUGCAGACGCUCUAUGACACCUAUAAGGGGUUGUAUGGCUGGGAGAACCGUGCCCUUCAAAUUGAUUGAAUGCAGGCAGCUGCUGUGUCUCUGUGCGUGAUUGCCAAGCUGGUGAGAGCCACAUUAUACAUUCUUGAAAAAUAAGGACGCCAGCCGAAAUCGAACAUGGAACCUUGAUGAAUUAUCUCAGAUAAAUUUGCAAGUGAAACAAGUCACAUUAGGCCACUUUCUAGUUCCAAGUUGUAUUUCGAUGAGACAACUGGUGCAGUUUUGUUUGUCCAACAUGGUUCAAUGAGGGCCCCUGCCAGAAUUUCAAGGCAGUUCCACCUCCGACCCGUCGUGCAGUUGGCACAUGGGAAGGUUCGGAAGGCCCCAGCCGAUCCCAAAGAGGCGGUACGAAGAAAA
Molecule: messenger RNA, 1258 nt
Organism: Cladocopium goreaui
Lineage: Eukaryota; Dinophyceae; Suessiales; Symbiodiniaceae
Source: the annotation of a GenBank genome assembly